Vigna radiata var. radiata (mung bean) is the source of this 776-nucleotide messenger RNA. Its product is annotated as signal peptidase complex-like protein DTM1. Gene Ontology annotation, biological process: anther wall tapetum development. Gene Ontology annotation, cellular component: endoplasmic reticulum membrane; signal peptidase complex. The transcript has 2 exons. The record is from RefSeq and is a predicted model, not a curated record. The coding region runs from base 246 to 578 and encodes 110 amino acids. Lineage: Eukaryota; Viridiplantae; Streptophyta; Magnoliopsida; Fabales; Fabaceae.
GCCGAGUUUAGGAGGAAGGAAGAAGAAGAUGUUAGAUAUAUCCAUGGAAAGUGUGUAGUGUAAGCAUGAAAAAUGAAAAAGAAGAAGAAGAAGAAGAAGAAGGAAAGCAACGUGGACAUUAAAGAGAGUAGGAGGAGCGUUGGGGUAGCAUUUAAAGCUCGUACGCCUAACAAAGUUUCAUCACAUUCACCCAUUCAACCUCAUCACAUCACAAACUCUCAAACUCUCAAAAACUGCACCACAUCAUGGCAAACGACGCCGUUCUCAGAACCUGCCUUCUCUGGCUGGCCGCAGUUAUUUUAGCCGUUGGCAUAUUCACCCACUCUUUGAAGAAGAUGAUGGUGACCUACGUCUUCGGAGUUCUUGGGAUUGCGGCGCUUCUCCUUCCUGAUUGGGAUUACUUCAACCGUGAUUUCUCUCGUUGGACUUACCCUGUGACUGCUGAGGAAAGGGCGAAUUCUCCACAUGCCCAAGGAUCUGGAUUUCUCAGGUUUGCUCAUUCUCCUCUAAGGGUGAUUGUUUAUAGUGUGGUUUAUGGAUGUGCUAUGUACAAAUGGUGGGAGUAUGUUUCAAGCUAAUCAUUAAACUUUCCCAAUAUUAUAUGUAAGCUUUACCCUUUUCUUCAUUUCAUUUUUUCACUGCAUCACUGAUUGUCCAAGAGAUUCUUCUUUUCGUUCUUAUUUUUUGUCGUUUGUCAAACUUUUUCGACUGUAACUCAAAUACAGGCAAAGUGCGAUCGAUUUUUAUAUGGAUAGAACAAAGGCUUCUUCCUCUCA